This is a messenger RNA of Perkinsus marinus ATCC 50983, 2692 nucleotides long. RefSeq lists its product as hypothetical. NCBI's taxonomy places the organism in Eukaryota, Perkinsozoa, Perkinsida, Perkinsidae. Gene Ontology annotation, biological process: mitotic cell cycle; DNA replication preinitiation complex assembly; regulation of DNA-templated DNA replication initiation. Gene Ontology annotation, molecular function: DNA binding; DNA polymerase binding. Gene Ontology annotation, cellular component: nucleus. The coding region runs from base 1 to 2616 and encodes 871 amino acids. The transcript has 25 exons. The record is from RefSeq and is a predicted model, not a curated record.
AUGUCCUCAACCGUCACUGCUACUGACCUCGACGAGAGGCCACACUUUGGGGGGAUCGCACUAUCCGAUCAAGACUACGGCUGUAUCGGCGACAGAAUCCCCAACCUGUGGUAUCCUGAGAGUCUUCAGCUCGCACUCUUGGGGGUCGAUGAGUCAUCCGGCAUGGAACUCGACCUAGGGCCAUCUCUGCCUAGAGACUUGACUACACCAGAGCUUUCUCAAUCCACAACGGUUGAGCAGGGUGACCCUCUGAGCCCUGAGACAUGCUCGGUUAGUGGUACACCCACAAGGGUAGACUCGCGUCUACCAGCAUUGGCCCCUAUUGAAGAGCGUGCCGGUAUCGAACCUCAGAGAACUGGCCGCAUCGGACCUCGUAUGAGUAUGGGAAAUGAUACUACGAUGGAUGAUACUAGAAGUAUCUCUUCAGUCGACUCUCGUCGAGAGAAACGAACAAGCCCGUUGUCGAGAUUCCCUGGUCAGCAGACUUUCGAAGAUAUCCGACCCAAAGAGCCCUCGCUGGCCUUCGUCAUACCGGCUCCGCGUGGCCCCUGCCGCGUGGUCAACAACUUUUUCAUCUCAUAUGCUGGGCAGGGAUGCUUUCCUACUAACCAGGUCGAGGCUUCUGUGUCAUCCCCUUGUGAGCCAGCAUGUUGCCCGCUGCAGCCGACCCUCCCACAGCAGUACCAAAUGGCAGGACCCGGAAAUGUGAAGAUGUGUCCGUCUCACGGUCAAUGCGGAUCGACCUCCCAAGACUUCACUCGUAACGCUUCCAACAUUGUCACUAAUAAUUUCUAUCUCACACUUGCUCGACACGCUGGCCGUGCUCCCACUGGUCCGAUGAGCAUGGCUACCAGUCGGUCCACUAGUCAGAAGCGGAAGCGGGAAUCGACCUCUCCUGACUCAGACCCUCUCUGUGCUACGCCGAGGAAGAAUCUUUUCGGAUGCCCUGUAGAUGAGGGUCUCGGUCUACCUCCUACCACACCUAAGAGCUCGCGGCCGUCGGCGAAGCGCCAUAACUCCGGCACACCGAAGCGGCCGGGAGAAUCUUCCAGGGAAGAGUUCCAAAUCUUCACUGUCGGUUCGCGUCGAGACUCUUUACUACGAGGCCGGCCAUCAACCAGAGGCCGCGCUUCAAUAGCCACCAAUCGCAGCAGUUGUGGUACCCGCAUGAGUAUGGGGGAGGUGGUUGAUCAGCUCGAGUUGCCCUCUACUGGAGGCAAGGGGCGUGACUCAUUACCAAGAGACACUCGUGGCGAUCGAGGACCAGUCAAGAACCUAUUCAAAGAGUUCACUGAAGAGAAGCAAGAUGAUCCGAAAGCUGCUAAAUUGCCAACUCCUCCAGUAGCCACGGUUGGAGCUACGACUAAGUUACCGAUACCUGAGGAGUUAAAGAAGGCUCAGCCAUCCGUCAGUGCAGGCAAACGGUCGCUACCAAGCCAUUACAAGACUGUGUUGGAUCAAUUCAGAAUGCUCGAUGAGGUUCUCUCGCUAUUCCGAGUUCGUAGCCAAGUGCCCUACUACCUGCAACUCAAGGCUGGUGUCGAACGGGCUAGCGGGAAGCGGUUCGCUAAGGGACGACUACUUCAAGUUGUGUUUGCGGCCGGUGGCCUCCUCGAGCUGGAGUGGCGUGAGAAAGAAUGUGAAGUCGACUCUAUGGGCACGAGCCCGCUUCGGCGUCUAGUCGUUAUCCAGAGAGAUGCCACUGGUGCUAUACUGACUAAACGACUUGAUGCCAAGGAGGCGCUGGCGAGAGCUGACGUUGUUCGAGCGCAGCUCGAGAAGCUUCUAGCGGAGCAGGAAAGGAGUUGCAGUGACCCGAAGAAGUUCCUCACUGAUGAGGCUGAUCCGGUGCCACAAGCAGUAUUACCAAGCAACCCUUAUGAGGCUUCUCCGACAGUAAACUCGACACCGGUCCUCCGCGGUCGAGGAACACCGAGUCCAGAUGUGACGCCGCAGACGCCUUGUAGCCUAAUGCUCUCGGGAGUUCGAGCGAGGCGGCGAGAGAGGCUUGAAUUGAGUUCGUCUCCAUUUGUACCGGUUAUUCUUCCGCAGCUGUCCGAGCCCAUGACUCCAGCUCGUACUCCCUCCGUCCGAAACAACAUCCGGAGUCGAUCAGCGAGCAAGACGCCGGCUGAGCGACGGCAAGAGAUGAGGGAGAGGGUCCGGGCCAAGGAAGCGAAGGAGAAAGAAGAUGCACAAAUCUAUGAAGAGGACCUGAAAUGGCGCGAGCAACUCAGCUUCUUCGAACUUCUGUCUUCAAUCGUAUCAGAGCUCAGUCGUCUUUUCUUUAUGAGAGAGCAUCCCUCGAUGAAGCUACAAGACGUGGUGAAGCACUUCAUGUCGGCCAAUGGCGGUGGGCGACGGUACAAGGCACUUGGGACUCGAGUCAUGGAGGACUAUCUUCGGCAGACGGCUGACUUAGCGCCGGAAUGGAUCAAGAUCGUUCAUAGCACGAUCGAUAAUAGAACGGAGAUGCUGAAGAUGAACAUGUCGGCAAAAUCCAAGGCCGUCCUCAGCAAAAUUAAGGAUAAAAAGGAAGCGUUGACCGCCGAAUACACCGAGUGGCAGUCGAAGCUUCCGACAUCUCCGCGACUUAUACCUUCAACCGGCGGAUAGUCAGCACACUACCAAUAUCUGCUACUGCGAUUCUGAAUGAAGCUCGAUGUCUUCUGCCAAUGAUGCUGCAUGUCAU